Molecule: messenger RNA, 10194 nt
Organism: Polypterus senegalus (gray bichir)
Lineage: Eukaryota; Metazoa; Chordata; Cladistia; Polypteriformes; Polypteridae
Product: zinc finger protein 729-like
Exons: 3
Coding region: 226-5673 (1815 amino acids)
Biological process (GO): negative regulation of transcription by RNA polymerase II
Molecular function (GO): DNA-binding transcription repressor activity, RNA polymerase II-specific
Source: RefSeq, a predicted model, not a curated record
CUGUAAAGAGCCCACAACGUUGGCAGACGAGUGCUUCCGGAAGUGCCCAAUGGACAAAUAAAUGAUACUGUGCUGCUCAUGCCUGGUUUUAAGUGUUGCUGUUAUUUGAGGCAGUGGUAGAAGUUUGUCAGUAAAAGAGUAAAACUGCUGACAUGGCAAAUGACAGCAUUCAUAUUUGUGAACUGGGAGAAACGUGAAGCAAAAUAACAGCAAAACGACCCCAAAAUGUAUUUGCAAAAGGUGACUGAAAAUCAUCCGGUAAAGCAGCUACAUCCACUGUCUGAAAUGAACAUCUGCCUCGAAGCGCACCACACCAGUUUGUACCAGCAUACAGCUGCAUCAUACACUGUGUUUACAGACUGUUCACCUACAGACUUUAAAACUGAAAAGGAGCAGCGGGACAUUGAAAAUAUAAGCCACCGCAAAUUGACUCAUCAGUGUACUGUGUGUCAGAAGUCCUUCAAAUUUGCAUCAAAACUUGAACGCCAUUAUUUAAUUCACACAGGACAAAAACCCUUUACCUGCUUGGUUUGUGGGCGAGCAUUUAGGCAGUCCAUUCAUUUAAAAAAGCAUCAGGAAACACACCUCCGAUGGGAUCCCUUUAAGGAUAAUCUUCAAGAUUUCUUCAGUGGGAAUGACCCAGCAGAUGCCUUAUAUAGUGAAACGAGUAGUGUGGGCCCUCAGUAUGGCUUCACGCAUUCUGCUUCUUUGCAGCUGUAUACUGCACUUCAGGACCAGAGACCAUCCAAACCACUAGAACUUAAUAUCGGUGUGGUCCCAAGUGAUGUAAAUGGGAUUAACUGGGUUGAUUUUAGUUCUUAUGAAGUAUCUGAUUGGCCAGGAUCAGAAACUGAUACCUCCAUCAAGCAAAUACUUCAGGAGCAUCGGUUCAACUCUGCAAGAGAAGGGAAAGGAGGGAGAGAGAAGAGAAAAGCACACCAGUGCUCAGUGUGCUUGAAAUGCUUCAACUCGCCAUAUAAGCUUCAGAGACACUUCCUCAUUCAUACUGGACAGAAGCCUUUUGAGUGUUCAACCUGCACAAAAUCAUUCAGACAGCUUGUGCAUUUAAAGCUACACAUGCGCACCCACACAAAGUCAGGUACUUCACAGUGGUUGCAAAGUGGAGAGUCUGAAAGUGUAAGAGUCAACAGCAGUUGUGAGAUUCAAGGUAAGCUAUCAAAGCUAGAAGGAAAUUCUCUGCAGGACUCGAUUUCAGAAAGCGGAAAGGAUAAUGUCUUGCCUUGUGAUCACCAUGAUGAAAUUGGUCUUGGCAGAAGUAAAGAUGAAAGAUAUGAAACUCUUGAAAGAAACAUUACAACUGUGCAGAAUCCUUGUUGCAAAUCCAUAAAAGGAAAUCGGAAAAAACACCAGUGCACUGUAUGCUCAAAAUGUUUUAAUUCUCCUUCCAAACUAAGCAGACAUUAUCUUAUUCAUACGGGCCAGAGGCCUUUCCACUGUGUAAAAUGUGGCAAAACAUUCAGGCAGAUGACACAUUUAAAAGUUCAUCAAGGAACUCAUGAAAACUACAAGGAGCAUGGCCGGAUUUUUGACACAGGGAGAAACAAAGACUUGAAUAAUCCCCCGAGUCCUGUAGAAAAUAAAUUGGAUUAUCUUGCCACACCCAACGCUCAAAUAAGUUCUGUAAUCCGUUUUCAUCAAUUUGAGCAACAAGAGUAUAAACAGGAGCCUGCUUACUCUGAGAAUCAGCAGAAUAAAGACAAUAGUGUUGUCAAUGACCUUGGGGAUCUGAAAAUGGUUAAGACAAGCUGUGAACUUAAAACCGAAUGUGAGACAUUAGACUGUGCUGCAGAUGAGGCGGAGGCAACUGGAGAAAAAAGGCAGAAAGUAAAUCAGUGUAAUGUAUGUUUGAAAUCUUUUAAGUUUGCCUCAAAAUUGGAACGCCACAAGCUCAUCCAUGCUGGUUUAAAACCAUUUAAAUGUCCAGAGUGUGGAAUUGCUUUCAGGCAGGCAGCUCAUUUGAAAAAGCAUCAAGUAAAACAUUCAAAAAGUAAUGUAGAUGUUAAAUUUUCUUUCUACAAAUGCAGCCUUGCUGGCCCCCAGGAUGGCUGUACUGAAAGUCACGACUUGCUAUGCAAGUUUCCUGCAGAUGCCGAUGCUUGUAAAAAGGAGCAAGACAGUACAGAUGGUUCCUCCUUUACGCUAUGUCCUUAUGAGGAUCACGUAAGCAAUGAAUUGUUGCAGGUGGAGCAGCUUGACCUCAACAUUAUUGUAAAACCCGAGGAGGUGACUGAUCCUUGGACUGUUAAUGAUACGAAUGCGACUACCCCAAGAACAUCUGAGCAUUGUGUUAUCAAUGAGUUAUCCCAACAAAGGCAAGAAACUGACUGCUUUAAUAAAAAGCCAAUGGCUAAGACCAGCAAGAAACUUCAUCAAUGCAUUGUGUGCUUCAAAUUCUUCUCUUCCCCGUAUAAACUUCAACGGCAUUUCCUAAUACAUACUGGCCAGCGGCCCUUUGAAUGUUCUGAUUGCCAGAAGACUUUUAGACAGCUGGAACAUUUAAAACUCCAUAAACGUACUCAUUCAACUUCCCAUUUAUCUCGGACAUUGUUAAAAAAAGAAGCAAAUAUGAAAAUCCUAGUGUCACAGGAGAAGACCUGUACUAAGGAGAAUCCUAUUCGGGUGAUAUCUGAUGAAUUCUUGCCAGAAAAAGACUCUGGAGAGUACGAUGUAGAAACAUCAAAGCAGCCUACUAAUAUGGAUAAUGUUCAAAACAAAUCUUCCGAAAAUGAGACAAGUUGUAUGACUUCUGAGAAUUUACCAUCUGGAAAGUUGUUUUCCAUUCAUGGGUAUGAGCAGCCUCGCAGGCACAGUAAAAUGAUGAAGAGGAGGACACAUCAGUGCUCUUUCUGCUGCAAAUGUUUUAACUGUCCAUCUAAGCUGCAGAGACAUUAUCUAACCCAUACAGGCCAAAAGCCAUUCAAGUGCUUUUCUUGUGGUAAGCAGUUUAGACAGGCUGUUCACCUGAAAGUUCAUCAGCGGACACAUGACAAAUGGCGGACCUUCAAAAGUUUAUUACAACAACAAAAGUCUAUAAAUUGCAGAAGCCAAGAAAUGGGCUCUGGCAUCAGCAGCCUCUCUGAUGCCUCUCCGCCUCAUGAUCCUCAUGAGAAUAACACUGAAAAAAGUAAGCCCGAGUUAGUAAGUUUAAAUGAAAAGGGCCUCACAUCAGCAAUGGUUCAAGAGGAGCAGAACGUUGAAAGCCAAAAUGCUGCCAGCAGCAUUAAAAGAGUCUAUCAGUGCUCAACAUGUCAAAAGUGUUUCAGUGCUCCAUCACAGUUGCAGAGACACUGCCUCAUUCAUACUGGCCAAAGGCCAUUUGAGUGUAGUUUUUGUCAUCGGGCAUUUAGACAAGCAUCACAUUUAAAAGCUCAUCAUCACACUCAUAGGGAGUUAAGGGCUUUAAGAAGUGGUAGUCUUCAUACCAGGCUGACAGUGCUAAAGAAACGCAUCGCUCCUCCUGCUAGCAAAGGUAGACUUUGUGAUAAUUUAGAGACUUGUAGUCCUCAAGAUUUAAAUGAACUUCAUUUACCACCUUUAGUGGAAGACAUCCUUUCAUUGGAUGUGGAAAAACUAAACACAGACCAGCAGAGCUUAAUUGGAACUGCCAAGUUAGGUCUGAAAUCAAAUUUGAUCAGGACUUGUGAGGAGGAGACCCCACAGCAUCAAAGUGAGACCGAGAAAAUGUCUUUAAGAAUGCGACUGCAUCAGUGCUGCUUUUGCUUCAAAAUUUUUGACUGCCCUUCCAAACUUAACCGGCAUUAUCUUUCACAUACUGGACAGAAGCCUUUCAAAUGUUUUGUCUGUGGAAGAAAAUUUCGCCAGUUAACACAUUUAAAAAGGCAUCAGCAAAGUCACAGCCGAAAGAGGAUCCUAAGACAUUGCAGUCUGCAGAAGAGGCUUUUGGUGGCCAGUACAGGUACAGGCAGUGAGCAACAGAUUGAGAAGCCUGACUGCUGCUGGCCUGGUAAUGAACUGAACAUUCAAAAUGAGAAGCACUUUCAGGUUGGUUAUUUCUGUUCCAAAGAAAGUGCAGUUGAUGGUCAGAGAUUUGAUGAAAGUGGGAGUAUAAUAGGAGAAUUGAUUUUAGCAAACCAGAUGCUUGCUUCCGAAGACCUUGAAAAUGUCCAAGGCAGCAAAAAACGUUAUCAAUGUCCAGAAUGUCAGAAAUGUUUUGAUGCUCCAUCUCGACUAGAACGGCAUUACCUAAUUCAUACUGGUCAAAGACCCUUUGAGUGCAGUUUGUGUUCUAAAGCAUUUCGUCAGUUGUCACAUUUAAAAAUGCAUCAACGCACUCAUGGGGAAUGUAUAUCAGCAAGUGGAUCUUCUAAUUUUGGCCCUCUAAAUGCGGAGUUAUAUAAUUCUGGAGAUCAAUCGUUUAUGUUGAAUUCUAGAGAACACACACAAAGCCAAAAACAGGUAGAGAUGGAUGCCAGCUGUGGAUCCUGUGUGACAAGUGAAGGGCCCCCUGCUGAAAUGUCAAAUUAUAGCCAAGGCACGAGCCAUAAAUCCUUUGGAGGAAAGCCAUACCAAUGCUCUGUUUGUUCAAAAACAUUCAACUCCCCUUCCAAACUCGAAAGACAUUUUCUCAUUCAUACUGGUUUGAAACCUUUUAAAUGUUACAUAUGCACCAAGUUGUUUCGACAACUCUGUCACCUACAGAACCAUCUGAACACCCACACAGAAUGGAAAGUCUGCUGCAAUUCACAGACAGAUUUUAAUAAUGCGCAUUUUAGUCAUCAAGAAGAAAGUCCAUCAAAUUCAAAGGAUGCCAAUUCCGAUUUUAAUGGAUUAUUAGAAACCUCCUUUCAGGAGCAAACGGGACAAGCUUCAGAAAACUCUAAAAUUAUUUCAUCCAAUGUAGCUCUUGAGACAGACAAGAAGGUAAAUGAUAAAUGCCUUCCUCAUUCUUUCCUAGAGAAGAAAACUUUAACUUCAGAUUUAAAUGUUGCAAAAACUUCAGUGAAGUGUAAAAAUGAUUUGCUUUACCAAUGCUCAGAGUGUCAAAAAUGCUUUUCUUCACAAUCAAAACUUGGAAGACACCACCUAAUUCAUGCUAGGGAGAAGCCUUUUGAGUGCUCAGUCUGCAACAAGAUGUUCACACAGGCUGCUCAUUUGAAAGUGCAUCAGCGCAUCCAUGCAAAAUGGUUUGAGGCUGCACCUCCAACUGAGUUUAAUGAUGAAAGCAGUCACACGGCUGAAGAUCACCUUCCAGGUGGACUACAGACCCCUGUGUGUGUGAUGGAGUUUGAAGGUGUUUCAUCUCCUUUAACGGAGAAUGCAGAUGAAGCAAUGUUAUUGGAGCAGCAAGAAGACAUUGGAUUCAGUUCACAAUCCAAAUACACACAAGACUACUUGUGUUCAACCAGUCUUAAUCGGAGGAUGCACUGUAUUCAAUGUGCCAAGCUUUUCGGCACAGAAAGGGAACUUCUGCUACAUAAGUGCCAGGCUUGUGAUGCAAAGGUGACAGAAAAGAAUUCAAACAGGAGCCCUUAUCAGUGUGCUGUUUGCCAUAAGAGUUUCAAUUCCCCAUCAAAGUUUAAAAGACAUUAUCUUAUUCAUACUGGACAAAGACCCUUUGAGUGCACAGUUUGCAAAAAGACAUUUACACAGUCCUGUCAUUUAAAAACACACCAGCUGACACAUUUUAAAUAACUUCAGUAUUAUUUGUUACUAAUAAAGGUACAGAACCGUUCUGCUCCUCAUUUCAAAAUACUUGAUGGCAGGACCUCUUUUGGCAAUAUUGUCUUUGUAUUCAAGUAAGUGUGAUGCAAUUUGUUCAUUUUACAGAUCUUUUGAGUGUGGCACGUGUUCUUGUGCUUUAUAGCAGAUGCAGUAGAACCUCUUGUCACACAAGGGAUAAGUUCCACAGUACCAAAUAUACAGGAAAUUCUCAUGUAGACCACGUGUUACACUGCCUGUAGCAAUCAUGGUUACACCUGUGCCCUCUAAUAUGUGCAGAAUGCAUUUACAUCAGUAGCUUUAAAUGCAACAUACUAUGUUCAGCUACAAUGCUCUUUAGGUGACUUGGGCUUGACAUGCAAGGCUACAGCAGAAGAUCAGAAAAAGCAAAGCUGCAGUUGACAGAAAUCACGAGAAAGCACAAGUGGUGCACUUCUCACUUCUAGAGGUGAUGAGUGUGUGGAAAUACGAGUUCAAGAAGUGCACAUCUUGCUGUUUCUCACAGCACUGCACACCAGGAUGAGAGAGUGACACAAAGCAAGAGUAUCCCUAGGAGCAUAUGCUGUUGUUUAUGGGGUGCUCUGGAUGAGACAGAGUGAAACAUGAGUAGAAUGUCCCUCUCUCUUUCUUCUUCCAGUGGGAGCAAUCGUGAUUGUGAGAGUACCAGAGGUGCAGCCCCAUCUUUUUCACACUACCACAUGAAGCUGUAAGACACAGUAGGUGUGGGAGAGGCCCUUCUUGUACCAUCUUAAAAAAAAUGCACUUAUACUGAUUUUAAUCUUGGUAUAUGGAUGGGUCUUGGAUUACUACCGUUUUAAAUCAUCAUAAUGGUAUAAAAGUCCCUUAUUUUCCCUUUUAAGUGGAUUUCUAUGAUUGAUUUUAGUUGCUUAAUUUUUUUUCACCUUAUUAGAAAUGGAACUUGUUUUGACCUACAGUAUAUGAAUAUGUAGCAGCCAUCACUAAUGGUAAAACAUAAUGCAGUAGAAUAUUACACAUACUUUGUGACUUUGUGCAUUUGUGCAAGAGACAUCUUCUAAAGUAAAUGGCAGCCACUCAGCAUGCUUUAACACAGGUAAGCCGCUCAAUCAACAACUUAUUGGUAGAAGAUACUUCUUGUCAUUCCCAGUAUCCCAAAUACACAUCAUAGCCAUGUCGUCUCAGGGAGUGCAUUUGCUGGCAGGCAAGGUGACACUUGCAAUGACCACAUGCAUCUCACAACCUUAUAAAAAAUAAAUAUGGCAUGAGAACCCACUAACUUUUUAUGGUCACGUGUCAUUAUUAAAAACUGGGAUAUUUAAACAUAAAGUUGACAUAAUGGACAUAACUGUUUCUUGACUUUAGAUUAAAUUAGAACAUUAAAAAAAGUAGACAAGAGCAGGCCAUUCACCCCAGCAUAAUUUGCCAAUCCUAUCCACUCAAUUCUUCAAAAAUAAGAUCUUGUUUUAAAAGUCUCGACAGUCCUACUGUUCACUACACUAUGCUGCCACUUACAGCUUGUGUCUGUGGUUCUGGGAAUGUAGAAAUCCUCAUAACAUUUCCAACAGUGUUCAUGUGUUUUGAAUUAACUUGUCUUAAUCCACUGGACUAAUUCCCUUCAUAAUUUUUAAACAUUUCAAUCAUGUCUCCUCUUAAUCUCCAUUUGCUUAAAAUGAAAAACCUUAGCGCUUCUAAUAUUUCCUCAUAAUUCAUCCCCCACAGUGCUACAUCAUUUGAUUCUUUCUUCUUUAGACUUUUUUUAACAGUCUGUCUUUUUUGUAGUCUGUAGACCAAAACUGAACAUAAUACUCCAAAUGAGGCCUUAGCAGUCCAUUACACAUCAGGGCACUAUAUAACAUAACAUACUGUUAGCUUUGUUAAUGGCUUCUGAAAAAUGUCUAGCAGUUGAUACUGUCAAGUCCACUAUGACUCCGAAAUCCUCAUAAGGUGUACUUUAAAUUUUCAUCUUAUUAUGUAUUCAAAAGUAACAUUUUAUUUCCUACAUGUAAUACUUUAAAUUUACUGAUAUCAAAUUUUAUCUGCCACAGAUUUGCCUAAGCCGGUCAGCUGUCCAAGUCUGUCUGUGAUGAUUCUAUGAAUUCUUGAGUAUCUGCCAAUACACCAAGGUUGUUAUCAUCUGCUAACCUAAAUAACUUGUUAUUUACUAAUAUUCCUAUCCAUUUUAUUUUUACAUAUUAAAAACAAUGGUAGCCCUAGCACUGCACCCUGCUGAACGCCACUCUUGACAACAGCCAAUUGUGAUAAGGUUCCUUGCACCAUCACCCUCAGCUUCUUGUAUUUUAGUCUAUUCAGCAUCCAUUCUACACACCACUUCCUGAAUUCAUACUUGUUUGGGUUUAAUUCUCAACCUCUUAUGUGGCACUUUAGCAAAUUCUUUAUGAAAGACAAGGUAAACAAUCCAUCCAUCCAUUUUCUAACCCGCUGAAUCCGAAUACAGGGUCACGGGGGUCUGCUGGAGCCAAUCCCAGCCAACACAGGGCACAAGGCAGGAACCAAUCCUGGGCAGGGUGCCAACCCACCGCGGUAAACCAUCUGGUAUGCAAAACUCUGGUCGUAGCCUUUUGUUGCUUCCUCAUGGAAAUCCAACAUGACAGUAAAAUAUGACCUAGUUCUGAAACCAGUGAGCAAGGAAUUCCUAAAAAUAUGCAUCAAGGAUUCAUAUCUGUACUAAUUCACCGCUUUAACAUUCUGUCAUAAACAUGAUCUGGUCCAUGUGAUAUUCAUUUCAGUCUUUAAUCUGAGAAACCCUUAACCCUCUACAAUUUCCAUAUUCUUCAGUAACUCCUUAGUAGUUCCUUUUUCCAAUAGGAGGUUAUCCACUUCCUCUCAUGGGAAAACCUCCAAAAAUGCAAGUUUAGAGCAUCUACUAUUUCCUUAUCUGUAUUCUUUAAUUUUCCUUGAAUAUUCUCGAUGUACUUCAUCUCUUCCUUGACUGUCCUUUUAUGCUAAAGAACUGAAAGAAUCUCUUUGGUCAUCUUUCGCCUUAUCUGCUCUAUUCCUCUCCAACUGGUUUUUAGCCUUCCUAAUAUUUUUCUUAAUGGUUGCACUCAUGUUCUCAUACACCAUAUGAUUUGCACUGGAGUCAUUAGUCAUCUGGUUUUUUUUUUUUCUUUGCAGCCACAUCUGUUCAAAAUUUGCUCUGUCAAAGUUAAAUCUUUUGCAAGUUCUUUGCAUUUGCAUUCUUUCAAAACACUAAAAAUUGUAUUAUUUUAUGGUCACUUGACCCUAGUGUUUCAAACACCUCUAUGCCCUCAAUUCUACCCUGAUGAUUACAAACUAUUAAACAUUUUGAAAGACCUCCUCACCCUGUGUUGGUACGUUGAACAGGCACUCAUUACAUGUAUAAACAGCGGUCAGACUUUGUUGUUUGUAAGGCUAGCCCAGUGAAUAUUUGGGUAGUAAAAGUCCCCCAUGAUUAUUUAUGUUUUGUUAUUUGCAGUACAGUAUUUUUGCCUUAUUUUUCUUUUUCUGGUAAUUUUGAACUUUUUUUUUUAGAUACAUUAUUUUUGAUAUUUUUCCCAAGGUUGAACAUUUUUAGUGCAUACCCCACUUACAUACAGAAGCGGGUUAAAAAUGUCCGUAGCUAUUGAACUUCUUUUUAACCAAAGUCCCGCUUGUAUAUCCCAAAUUUUUAUUUUGUCACUGGUUUGGGUAAAAUUGAAUUAGUGUUAGUUUGUUUUGUGUAAUUUGAGAUUCCACUGUACAUAGAAGUUAUGGCACAAAAUUCACUGCGUCAAGGCACAGCACUGUUAAAGAAACACCACACAAAACAACUGCUUGGAUCAUUCCAAGACUGAAGGCUCCAAGCUAGAAAAGCAGAGACAAACAAAAAAUUACAGAAAGAAUCAAACAGGGGGCUUGAAAAUAAAGGAGCAACUGGAGUGUCUGGUGGGGACUUCGAGUUUGAAUCACUAUUUAAGGUCAAAUAGAUAAAGCAAUGAUUUUUGUUCAAAUGUGUAUUCAGAUGUAAAUUUAAAUAUUAUUAAAAGGCUUAUUGCUUCUUCUUUAUAAAGAAUCAUUCUUUUACAGUGUAAGGCACCCACCUUUCCUAUGUAAAUGGAUCCAUGAAUCAUUAGUCUUUACAGCAUAUUAAAGUAAUCCCAGUCACAAAAACAAGAAUACAAUCCAAAAACAUUAUAAAAUAAAAAUGAAACAAAAUGGCAAAGUAUACGUAUUGUAGAAGAAGACAAGACAAAGAAAAAGGUUUAGGGUUACACAAUGACAACCCGCAUAUUGUAAAGGGGAAGUGAAUAAUGCAGCCUUUCAGGAAAAGAAUGUCCUUAAGGACGUGAGCCUCAAAUUAAACUAUCCAAGAUGGUGACACUUCUGCUUAAGUGCCAGCAAGGCAGGAAGACGCAAAUCCAGGUGGAUGGAUACCAGAAGUGACAUCAGAGGUGGUGAGGUUGGGAGGGGGAGGAAGAGAGGAAACUGAGGAUUUACCACCAACAGCAACAACUCCACUUAAGACUUGGUAUUGUACAACUAUUUACGUGUGCU